Molecule: messenger RNA, 621 nt
Organism: Staurois parvus
Lineage: Eukaryota; Metazoa; Chordata; Amphibia; Anura; Ranidae
Source: the annotation of a GenBank genome assembly
AUGUGGAUGUGCGGAGACGAGUCGCGGGGGAGGCUGCUGGCGCUGUGCUGUGUGCAGAUCAUGAUCUCAUUAUGCCUGGCUGAUCACGAUGAUGACGACUGUGAUGGAAAAGUUUGUUCAGCCACAAACUGGGUCAACCUGUGGUAUGUCUGGCUGAUUCUGGUCACCAUAUUUCUUCUCCUGCUGUGUGGGACCACAGCCAGCUGCAUAAAGUUUUGCUGCAAAAAGAAGAAACCGCCUGUGCAAAAUUUACCAACUCAUCCCUAUGAAGUGACUGUGAUUGCCAUUGACAAUGACAGCACCAUUCACAGCACAGUCACCUCUUACAGCUCAGUGCAGUAUCCUCAUAUGUUUGCAUUUGGUGAUAUGGACAGAAGUGCAAUGUCACCACCAGCUUACAGCCUCUAUGCUCUAGAGCUCCCUCCAGCCUAUGAAGAAGCCAUAAAAAUGGCUAAGCCCAGUGGGGAUGUUGGCACCUCUGUUGCUGGCCCAAAACUAGAGGACAUCAGUGAACAAGAUGGACCUGAAGAGGACCAAGAUCAGCAGCAAGCCUCCUCAAAUGACACAGACUCACCACCUCACUAUGAGGAGACUGAUAUUACCCAACCGCAGGUCCACUGA